AUGGGUUUGCCUUGGUAUCGUGUUCAUACUGUCGUAUUGAAUGAUCCCGGUCGAUUGAUUUCUGUCCAUAUAAUGCAUACAGCUCUGGUUGCUGGUUGGGCCGGUUCGAUGGCUCUAUAUGAAUUAGCAGUUUUUGAUCCCUCUGACCCCGUUCUUGAUCCAAUGUGGAGACAAGGUAUGUUCGUUAUACCCUUCAUGACUCGUUUAGGAAUAACUAAUUCAUGGGGCGGUUGGAGUAUCACAGGCGGGACUAUAACGAAUCCGGGUAUUUGGAGUUACGAAGGUGUGGCCGGGGCACAUAUUGUGUUUUCUGGCUUGUGCUUCUUAGCAGCUAUCUGGCAUUGGGUGUAUUGGGAUCUAGAAAUAUUUUGUGAUGAACGUACAGGAAAACCUUCUUUGGAUUUGCCCAAGAUCUUUGGAAUUCAUUUAUUUCUAUCAGGGUUGGCUUGCUUUGGUUUUGGCGCCUUUCAUGUAACAGGCUUGUAUGGUCCUGGAAUCUGGGUGUCCGACCCUUAUGGACUAACUGGAAAAGUACAAUCUGUAAAUCCAGCGUGGGGCGUGGAAGGUUUUGAUCCUUUUGUUCCGGGAGGAAUAGCCUCUCAUCAUAUUGCAGCAGGUACAUUGGGCAUAUUAGCAGGCCUAUUCCAUCUUAGUGUCCGUCCGCCUCAACGUCUAUACAAAGGAUUACGUAUGGGAAAUAUUGAAACCGUCCUGUCCAGUAGUAUUGCUGCUGUCUUUUUUGCAGCUUUUGUUGUUGCUGGAACUAUGUGGUAUGGUUCAGCAACUACCCCGAUCGAAUUAUUUGGUCCCACUCGUUAUCAAUGGGAUCAGGGAUACUUCCAACAAGAAAUAUAUCGAAGAGUUGGUGCUGGGCUAGCCGAAAAUCAAAGUUUAUCAGAAGCUUGGUCUAAAAUUCCUGAAAAAUUAGCCUUUUAUGAUUACAUCGGCAAUAAUCCGGCAAAAGGGGGAUUAUUCAGAGCGGGUUCAAUGGACAAUGGGGAUGGAAUAGCUGUUGGAUGGUUAGGACACCCUAUCUUUAGAGAUAAAGAAGGUCGUGAACUUUUUGUACGUCGUAUGCCUACCUUUUUUGAAACAUUUCCAGUCGUUUUGGUAGACGGAGACGGAAUUGUUAGAGCCGAUGUUCCUUUCAGAAGGGCAGAAUCGAAGUAUAGUGUCGAACAAGUAGGUGUAACUGUUGAGUUCUAUGGCGGCGAACUCAAUGGAGUCAGUUAUAGUGAUCCUGCUACUGUGAAAAAAUAUGCUAGACGUGCUCAAUUGGGUGAAAUUUUUGAAUUAGAUCGUGCUACUUUGAAAUCCGAUGGUGUUUUUCGUAGCAGUCCAAGGGGUUGGUUUACUUUUGGACAUGCUUCAUUUGCUCUGCUCUUCUUCUUCGGACACAUUUGGCAUGGUGCUAGAACCUUAUUCAGAGACGUUUUUGCUGGUAUUGACCCGGAUUUGGAUGCUCAAGUGGAAUUUGGAACAUUCCAAAAACUUGGGGAUCCAACUACAAGAAGACAAGUAGUCUGA
This is a messenger RNA of Vitis vinifera (wine grape), 1527 nucleotides long. NCBI's taxonomy places the organism in Eukaryota, Viridiplantae, Streptophyta, Magnoliopsida, Vitales, Vitaceae. The record is from the annotation of a RefSeq genome assembly.